CUAUUGAUAUAAUGUUACGCAUUAUGGGAUAAAUGGGUUAAAACAAGUGUAUUGGAACCUAAUAUUUAAACGAAAGUAGAUAGUCUUUAAAAAAACCCAGCAUCUCGGUCUAUUAAUUGGCUGAAAAUUUUCAGUAAACGGUACAACUAAAUGUACAAUGGUAAAUCUGUCCUAGUGAUACAUCAAAUAUGUGUCUGUGUCUGACAUCGAUGUUACCGAUCGUGCUUUUCACCAUAAAUCUAAACAUAGUGGAAACUUAAUCUCCACAAAGGCGGUUGGACAUAAUCAAAAGAAUAUAUAAUUGGACAAAGUGCAAAUCACGGAAUGUCUGACAAUUGCUAUUUGUCUGAGGCCCUGUACGUGGGUCUAUGUGAUUAUAUAGGGACACCGACAGAAGUGACCGCCAGGAGGGAGGUGAUGGACAUGAAGGAGGAGAUAAUGGAACCUUUAGAGAAACAUAUAUGUUGUAGAAAGAUGGAGACUGGUAGUCAUAGGGAAGGUUUUAGAUUUCAAUCUUCUGACGUAGAUACAAUGUUAUGGUACACCAAUUAUGAAGUGAUAACUAACUUAAAAAGAAAAAAAAGAAAAAGUCAUAAAGCACAGUCCAGUGAUUCUGAUCCGUCAAAACAUUCCCGCAUUCUCAUGGAGGACACUGAUACACCGGGGUUUGUCAGACUACGUCAUCUGAAAUCACCACGAAAGGAAGACUAUGAUCUUGAACCAUAUGUUGUUUCAUUCAAUGGCAGGGACUAUAUAUCAAAUGUAAAGUGGAGACAAAUCAUAUUGACGUUGAUGGUAAAAAACAAUUCUUUCAAUCAUGCAAAAAUUCAUGGUCCUUGUGCAAACGGUUUUAUUGGUGAUAUAGAACAUGACUAUGCCGCUUGUUUCCAUUGUUCAUACUGGUCACGGUUUCCCAGUGAUUUGAAAAAAAUACCAAAUUUCAAAGGCGUGUUUGAUGAUAUUUCAAGAAAUGGUUGUCAUAUUGUGCCCGUCGGAAGUAAAAGAGCAGGCGUUGAAAAUGAACUGGAGUGGAGAUUGUCCUUUUCUCAGGCAGAGCAAAAACUUGUGUAUUCGAUGAAUCAUACACAGUUUCUGUGUUAUGGACUUUUGAAAAUAUUUCUAAAGGAAGUCGUCAAUCGUGACAAAGAAGAACCAUUCCUGUGUUCAUAUUUCUUGAAGACAACGAUGUUCUGGAUGAUGAAAAAAAUAGGAUACACUGAUUGGUACCCAAGAAACUUACUAAAUUGUUUUAUGGCAUGUUUGGCCUUUCUAAUAGAUAAAGUCGGUCGAGGAAUUUUGCCGAAUUUUUUCAUCCGAAAAAACAACAUGUUUGCCGCCAAAUUAACCACAGCUAAAGGUAAAUGCGCACGUGAGUGUCUGUUUCAAGAACUCAAAAGGUAUCACAAUAUGGGCUUAACAUGUUUGUUACAAAGUUCAACGCUCAAGAAACUGAUAUGUAACAAUCUUUCAGGAAUAUAUCCUAUUAUAUAUAAGAAAGAUCACAUUAUAGAUAAGAGUGCAGCUGAUACAGAUAUUUGUUUAAAAGAGGAAAUUUAUCGCCUAAGUUUAGGAGAGAACGUACGGGAGAACUACUUUAUUCUGAGGUUCACCAUUUUGUUAAAUGAACCACUUACAGAAUAUAAGACAUUAACUUUACAGAAAUGCACAGCAGAUGUUUUAGUUCAUACAGCAUUCUUAUAUCUCAAUACUUCAACAGUUAGUACAAAUAAGAAAGUUUACAGAUCAGACAGACUGAUUGGUAACUUGUUGAAGCUGGCAGGUAGAGUGGGUGAUGCGUCUUGUUUGUUGUAUCUUGCUCUGUAUUACUACAGAACAUGUAGAUAUAGAGAGGCGCUUCAUGUUACAGCUCUGGUUAAAUCAAGACUCACACAGCCUUAUAUCAUGUUUAGCGCAGUAGACCGAGAAAGGUACAAUGAAUCAGUGGGUGGUUGGUCUCUGUCUAAACGUAUGCAAAAAGCUUGGGCAGAUCUUGUUUGUCUUAAAAAAGAUAUUUAUUAUAUCCAGGAGCUGGAUUUAGAACAGAAAUUAAGCAAAGAAAACAGUCAACCAGCUUUGUUGAUUUCACCCUAUGUAGUGACAGACAUGUUAAGUGUGUUAUGUAACUACAGACUAGGUAACCGGCACCAGUGUCUACAGUCAAUGACAGACCUACAGACACUGAUGCUCAAGGAUGUACAUUUACGUACCAUAGACAUCUCGUGGCAAAUACUUGGGAUCUGUCAACACGUUGUGGGGGAUCUAAACGGGGCGUUUCAGUCUUAUCAAAAGUCACUAAGACAGGAACCAUUCAACAAAAUACAGAAUGCCUCAAAAUAUAGAAUAGCCUUCACUUUGAAUCAAUUAUUUAGAAAUUAGCUGCAACUCUCUGAUUUUUAUUAUUAAUUGUUUUAAACCUAUUGCUGAUAUAUUUCGGAUAUGCAAUGUAACAUAUCCUCCUCAAAUAAUAUUUACAAUUGACAACGUAUAUUUGUGGUAUAUAUGCAUAAUGUUUAAAAAUAUAUAAUUGUAAAGCCUGUGUAAACAGAUAGCCAUGCUAUGACUUUGAAUUGUUGGUAUAUUACAUUGGUCACUAUGAUACUUAUGUAUACCUAGAUACUUCGCAAUGAAUUGUGGUAAAGAUAACUAACAUAAUGGACUCUUUGACUCUUUUGGCACUGCGUAAUAUUCCUAAAUGAUGUUGUACAACCAGGUACAGAAUGCGGGCACAAUAACAUCCAAAUUGGGAGUUUAUAAAUAAGUUGUCAUAUUUGGCGAUUCUGUGUCUGCAUCGAUAACUCUGGUGUUCUUUAUUGAGUCACGUAUUGCGUAUUCUAUAAAACCUUUGUUACCAUGAAUUCAUGUUUACUUUUAUAAUGACAUUUAAAUAUUGUAUGUCAUACUAGGGUAAAAUCCAGAUUGACAAUAUAUCAACAAUUUUAUAAACAAGUUAUCAACAAAUUGUCAUAUUUAGCGAUCAUGUGUCUACUAUGAAAGCCCUGAUACUGCAAGUUACCCAUGUAUUGUUUUUCUUUUCUAUCUAUUUAACCUUUAUGUAUGAAUGAAUGUAUUAUGUGUAAGCGAUGCUUCAUACCCAGGUGGGGGACUCAGAGACUCAAAACCUGCAUCCAUACUCUUUGAAAGACAGUUCUGACAGUUUUGUUACUUUAUUUAGAAAUAAAAUAUAACUCUGGAGUUUGAACACGACAUGUUCACUCAUGAUCAUCGUAGAUGGGCCAAACUUAUCAGAACUGUCAAUCAUUAGUAAACUGUUAUAUAAUCCCUUCUGAAAUGAAUUUUCUUUUGGGUUUUGAUUUAAGAUCUUUAAUUUUUAGGUUUAUAAGAAUUUUAUUUUUAUAAUUUUGGUUUUAGAUUUAUAGAAUUUUAUUUGAUUUUGGAUUUUGAUAGGUUUUUAAUUUUUGGAUUCAGAAUUUUACUUUAGAUCUGUAGUUUUUGGGCUUAAGCUUUUAUUUAGGAAUUUUAUUUGAAUGUGAAAUUUUAGAAUUUCAUUUAAGAUCGUUGAUUUGUACUGCUUUUUAUUGAUGCUGUAACUUUGACAAAACUAUAUGAUCACGCUUAUUAAUAAACUGCUUGGU
Messenger RNA from Magallana angulata, 3593 nucleotides. RefSeq lists its product as uncharacterized. The record is from RefSeq and is a predicted model, not a curated record. Gene Ontology annotation, molecular function: protein binding. Lineage: Eukaryota; Metazoa; Mollusca; Bivalvia; Ostreida; Ostreidae. Bases 325 to 2376 code for a protein of 683 amino acids. The transcript has a single exon.